CACAUUCGGGGUGUUCUGCGAAGAGCGCGAAUCCCUCCCGCAUUCCUGAUUUCGGCCAUAAGACUAUCUCGAACAUCCAUGGGAACGACAGGCUUUUCCGUGACAACGGCCGGUUUGAGUUUGGUUUUUUGGCGCUCCAAAUCUCUCAUUGAAAUCAACGAGGUGGAAUGAGGAAGCGACUGUGGUGCGGGUUGACGUCUUGGAAUAGGGUUAGAAGGUGGGCGUGAACAAGAGGCAAAUAGAGUAGGAGGUGGUGGAGGAGGAGGAGGUGGCGGUGGAGUGAGUGGAGGCAGCUGAGCAAAAACUGUUUCCUGCACAGCAUUUUCCGUGCUGGAGUCGAGCACUUUUCCAAGAACUAUACCGCCUUUCUCGACUGGUGUCCCGACUUUUUUGAGUGCGGGAAGACCUUGCUUGAGCAUAUUUGCGAUGUUGUUGGUAGUUUCUCCAUUUUCGGAAGUUGAUCUGACAAAGAUUGAGGUUCCAUUUUCUCCGACCCUAACAAUAGGAGAGUUUCCCGAGGUGGCUGAACUCUCAGCUGUGGCAACCGCAAUCGAAGAACUUUCUGAUUGCGACUUUAGCAGUAUUUCGUUGGCCGCUUUACGGCUCAGAGUCUGUUGUUUAACAGACUCUUUCACUUUUCGGAUGUUCGAUUCAACAUCUGGACUGAGUGGUGACGGUGAACUUUCCGAAGUUUCGGAUGAAAGAGCCCGAAGAGCUGCCAAUGGCAGUUUCGCUGGAGUAGGUUUGAUCGAGGCAGCGGAUGUCUGAGAUAUUUGCGGAUGAAGUGCUGAGGAUGACGUGUUGAUUUUUCUCCCCACCGUUAGGGACUCCUUAUUAACCGCCUGUCCAGCAAGGGAGGGAGAGCUAGCAGUGAAAGGUGGUAGAGCAGGCCUCUUUGACGCCGAUGUGACAGUACCGUUAGCUUCGCGCAGUUCAUGUUCCUUCCGCUUCAAUUCCUUUGCCUCUUCAAUGAUGCGUUGUAGAGCGCGUUCUCGCUCCUCUUCUCUCGAAAUCACCUCCUCCGUGAAAAUCUGCGGUCUCGAGAACGGCUGAUGCUUCUCCCUUGCGACUUCCGUUCGACGAAUAUUCGGCGAAACGGAAUGACCUGUUGCGGUAGAGCGAGAUGUCUUAGAGACGAUCACCGAUCGUUCCGUUCCCUCGCUUGAAGUCGAUGUUGUGGGCGAAAGAGAAUGGCUAGAGGUCACUGAAUACCUGCAACCAGAUGAUGCACUCAAAAGUGAUGAAGGCGACUUUGCAAAAAGAAAUAAGAAACAGUACGAGGAAUGUGAAACCAUCGGACGUGAGUCGCUAGAACCAGGGCGCCGAGAGUGUUGAUACAUCUUUGGAGCUUCACUUGAUAGCCACGGCGAGAAGGUGUCUGAGGCUAUACUCGGUCGUUUUUUUGCCAUCGGUACUGCAGUGUCGGUGACUUGCUGUAGCUUCUUCAUCAGGGAGUCAUGCUGGUGAAUAAGUUCCAUAUGCAGCUGCCUCGCUUCAGGCGAGUUCCGAUUCCGCGAUUGUAGCGCCUGCCAGAGUUCGAAUUUUGCCUUUAACGCCCCAUAGUCUUGCGUUAUUUCAGCGGCCCUGCGCAACUCGCCGAUGUCUUCCGUCGUCAGAAGGAAGAGCUCUUCUUGGCUUGGCUUCUUUUUCAUUGGCACUUGGUCAGGAGGGCGAGAUUCCUCGAACUUUGAUCGAAUCGCUGACGGCAGAGGUGACGAUUCGGGAGAUGUUGACUCCAUCAUCUUCUUGUCUACAGUCCUGUCCACAGACCCAUCGAACUGCGUUACACGAAUCGUUUUGUACCCAGUCUUGUCAUUGAGGAUAAUGUUCGAUUUUCUCUCAACGAAUGGCACAUCCGAUUUGUGAGGUGUUGGAGAGAAUGUGGGAGUGCGAACUGUUCCCUCAGGCGAAUAAUGGAUCACAUCAUGAACGACAGUUUGAUGCGCAUCUGUCUCGUCGCUUUCCUUUUCCUUUGACAUCGUUGACUUCUCCUCCAACUGCUUGUCCAGAUCUUCUUUCCCAGAAUUGACGUCCUCCUCAACAGCACUCUCCACCGGCUUGCCAGUCGACUCAUUCACUGGUGUGGCAUUUGGCUCGGGCUCAGGAGGAGUUGGAGCUGCGCCUUUCUUCUUGGACUUGGGCAUUUCAGCUGUCGGCUGCGCCAGUGUGGUUGAGUCUUUGGGAACAGAAUCGCUGAAAUUGCAAAAAGCAUGUGUAAAAAAAAGUAUUCCAGACUAUCAAGAAUGGGUGGAAUAA
Haemonchus placei is the source of this 2256-nucleotide messenger RNA. Lineage: Eukaryota; Metazoa; Nematoda; Chromadorea; Rhabditida; Trichostrongylidae. The record is from the annotation of a GenBank genome assembly.